UCCCCCAUCAUCACAAACGCAGACCCAAGAAGAAAUCGAGGACUAGACAUGUACAAGGGCCUGACAUGGAGGAAUUCAAGUAUGAAGAGCUGGUCGAAGCGACAGAGAGCUUCUCCCCAAGCCGGCUCGUUGGAAAAGGCAGCCAUGGAUGCGUCUACAAAGGCGUUCUCGGUGACGACCGAGUGAUCGCCGUCAAGACACUGUCCCUCGCCCUCCGAGCCCUCCACGACAACUCCAAGCUCCACAACGAGACACGCAUAUUAUCAUCACUUGCUGACCCUGACAACUCCUCUUCUUCUUUGUCUGAUCAUGUGAUAAAGCUUCUGGGAACCAGCCAGGACCCAUCACACAACGAGGUCCUGGUCAUCGAGUUCAUGCCCAACGGCUCUCUCCACGACUUGCUCCAUCCUCCUGCCAAUGGUGCCCCGCCGCCAACAUGGCCCGCACGUCUGAGGAUCGCUCUCCAGGUGGCACGUGCGCUCCAGUCCCUUCACGGCAGGAAGCCCUUCAUCGUCCACAGGGACAUCAAGUCCGCCAAUAUCCUAUUCGAUUCAGAGUGGAACGCCAAGUUGGCCGAUUUCGGGCUCGCCGUGAUGGACAGCGAUGACCGGCUCGACUCGCCGGCCGGUACUAUCGGGUACUUGGACCCUAAUUACACCUGUCCUAGCAAGUUGAGCCGCAAAAACGAUGUCUUCAGUUUUGGGGUUGUGUUGUUGGAGAUCAUGAGUGGGAGGAAAGCCAUGGAUGUGUCGAAGCAAACGGCCUCAAUAGUCGAUUGGGCAAUCUCUCUGCUAGAAGGGCAAAGAGCGAUGGAUAUCUGUGACCCCAGAAUUUCAUUGCCCAGCGCAGUGCCCUUCAGGCACAUGGUCCACCUCGCGGGACGUUGCGUAGCGGCCGACGAAGGCUCUCGACCGUCUGUCUCGGAAAUUGUCAUGGAGAUGGAAAGAGUUCUCCCCCAUCACCGAGUUCGGGUACCGGCAUGGUUGAGCCCGUGGAGGAGCCUAGCUUUGUUGAAGAGGUGGCGAAAACAUGCUAGAAGAUGCAACACGAGUACUUUGGUAAAACCAGGAGCGCAAAAAGGAGAGAUUCAGGGAGACAUGCUAAGUGGGAAAGUGUAGUUCCAAAGGAUGUUCCUGGGCGAUGCUCGUCGCAUUAGGAGGAGGAGGAGAACGAUCAUGGCAUCCAUGAGAGAGAAGCGAGCGAGCGAGCGAGUUGGGCAAUGACUCGGGGGUGAGUUGGAAGACCCGAGUUGGUCAAAGCGGGGACGAAAUGGAAAUCAACCUCACAGCCUGCGGGGCAUGUAGUACAAGCACAAGAUUCCCAAAAUAGUAGGUGGAGGCAGAAAAAAUGAUAAUUAAAGGGGAAGAAUAUGUUAAAGUGAGAUGCCCGGUCAUUCCUUGCUGAUUGAGAUGGUCCUCCUCACUCCCUUCUCCUUUGGCUUUAUUAGUAUAGAUUAGGGGCUGAAUUGGAGUCCCAAGAAUAGAAAUUAUUUUUGAUCCAUGCCUUUUGUCUCUGUAAAGAGUUUUGUGAUCUUUAUAUCAAGAAAUACUUGAGUGGUUUUGGUACCAA
Eucalyptus grandis is the source of this 1569-nucleotide messenger RNA. RefSeq names its product serine/threonine-protein kinase-like protein At5g23170. Gene Ontology annotation, molecular function: ATP binding; protein kinase activity. Gene Ontology annotation, cellular component: plasma membrane. Gene Ontology annotation, biological process: protein phosphorylation. Bases 66 to 1118 code for a protein of 350 amino acids. NCBI's taxonomy places the organism in Eukaryota, Viridiplantae, Streptophyta, Magnoliopsida, Myrtales, Myrtaceae. The transcript has a single exon. The record is from RefSeq and is a predicted model, not a curated record.